This is a messenger RNA of Glycine soja, 2579 nucleotides long. RefSeq names its product SH2 domain-containing protein A-like. The record is from RefSeq and is a predicted model, not a curated record. Gene Ontology annotation, molecular function: RNA polymerase II cis-regulatory region sequence-specific DNA binding; DNA-binding transcription factor activity, RNA polymerase II-specific. NCBI's taxonomy places the organism in Eukaryota, Viridiplantae, Streptophyta, Magnoliopsida, Fabales, Fabaceae. The transcript has 12 exons. Bases 162 to 2300 code for a protein of 712 amino acids. Gene Ontology annotation, biological process: regulation of transcription by RNA polymerase II; signal transduction.
CUUCACCUGUACCUCCAAGCAGAGAGCACAGACCGAAACGCCCCAGCAAACCGUUAGUUUCACAGCCGGCAACACACGAAACAAAAGGAACCAACCACCCACAGGCCAAAGCACAAACCCCACACUUCUCCUAAGUCCUAACCCCCGAGAGAGAGAGAGAAAUGGAUACUGAUGCAGUGGGAAGCGAAGGGUACUCUCCGCUGAAGGAAUUAAGACUGGAAAUUGAAGUAAAGGAGGGAACUUUCUCUCUCUGCUUUUGGCUUUAUUUGACGAGUUCCACUACAUUCCCUGUUACCAUUAUCCAACAGGUUUUCUCUGAUAUCUCCGAAAGUGCUCCUUUUCUUGUUAUUGAUGAUAAUAAGAGAAUCCAUAUGUUACCAGUUCUUCUCUUACAUGAAGAAGCUCCUGAAACUGGCAAUAUAAAUUCCUGGACAGAAGUUCCACAUGCAACUGUUGAUUUUGAGUUUCUUUUGGAAAAAUGGGUUCAUGUUGGAUGUGAGGUUUGUCCAGAUCAUAUCCAGCUUCAGAUUAAUGGAGAGAUUGUAGGAGAAAAGUCUUUGUGUUCCUUAUUAAAUAAGGAAUCGGGUUCAAGUCAUUUGAAGAAAUUAACUUUGGCAAAUGUUGGUGGAGAUGGAAAAAGUGUGCAGGGUUAUGUGCACAAUUUUGAAAUAUUUCCUAUUAUUACUUCUAUUAAAGAUUGUCAUUUAAAGUGCCCUCCUCUGAAGUUAUCAAUUGAUGAAUCGUCUGUCUCUGAGAUUGAAGAAGAAAGUGAUGGUGUUUGGGGCAUUGUUGGAGGCAAGGCAUCUUGUCGUAGGAACUUCUCUUUGGAUGUUGUUCUAUCCGAUGCUUUUGGACAGCCUGUAGAUAAGGAGAAUGAGGUUUUUGCUUCACUUUUGUAUGCCGACACGGGGGCACCAGUGGAGAAUACAGCCGAUGAUGAAGCACCCCUUUUAGCUAGUUAUGAUGGAAUAGAAUUUUCCUCUUGUGAAAGACCAAGUAAGCUUUUGCUGGGACGUGCUUCAUUUAAGCUCAAAAUAUCUCAGCUUUCAUCCAAGUGUGACAACAGGUUGUUCCUCAUCAGCUUUUGUGUUCCAAAACUAGGAAAUUAUCCUUUUCUUGAGGCAUAUUCCCGUCCAAUUCGAUGCAUCUCCAGAAGCCGUAACACAAGAGUGUCCACUCUGGUGUGGAAAAGGUCAACUGCUCUUCAUUGCCAUAGUUUAUCUCAAUCUUCAGCUAUGGACGAUAGAUCCUUGGACCUUCAGCAUUCCAGUCAUGAAGCACAAGCCAAUCCACUGAUGAAGCGGUUUAGACUUGGUCAAGAUAAGACAUCUGUAUCAGUGAAGGCUGACCCCACCAUAGAGCAACCUGAUGAAGAAUGUAAUUCUCAUGUUCGGACUGCUAACCAGGUUGAGAAUGGGUUUCCAACAAGCUUGGAUGGAAGGUCAGCAAACUUUAUUGAAGCAGAAGAUUCUCCAUCUGAUUCAGAGAGUAUAGGGGAGGGGAAGUCACCUCUAAAUAGUAUGGCAAGUAGAAGAAAUCCAAUAUCUGAUAUGACCAUUUUCAAAUACUGCCUUGCAAGCUUGGCUGAGAGAUCUCUCAUGCUUAAGGAAAUUGCUACCUUUGCUUCUGGCAAAGAAAUUUCCGAGUUGGCUAAUCACGUGUCACUCUAUUCAGGAUGUUCACACCAUGGAAACCAAAUAUUAUUGGCCAAGAGAUUGAUAAAAGAUGGAACUAAUCUUUGGAAGGUGAUGUCUCCAAACAAUCACCACAUUCCUUGGGAGAAUGCAGUGUAUGAGAUUGAAGAGCAAUUCAUGAAGAUUGCUUCUUGUUGUUCAAGAUCUCUCUCACCUCAGGACCUAAAUCUCCUGAGAAGGAUUGCUGGAUGUCAAGAGUACCUAACACAAGAGAACUUUGAGAAGUUGUGGUGUUGGUUGUACCCUGUGGCAUUUAUAAUAUCAAGGGACUGGAUAAAUCCUAUCUGGAAUUCCACAUCACCUAAGUGGAUAGAAGGAUUCAUAACUAAGGAGGAAGCAGAAUCUUCACUUCAAGGUCCCACAGGAUUUCAAGAACCUGGUACCUUUAUACUCCGAUUUCCUACCUCAAGAAGCUGGCCACACCCCGAUGCUGGUAAUCUAGUUGUAUCCUAUGUCGGCAAUGACUACAAACUUCACCACAGGCUACUUUCUAUGCAUCAUGUUUAUGGCUCUGGUGAUAAUAGAGUUGACGUGAAACCACUGCAAGAUAUGUUAUUGGCAGAACCUGAGCUUUCUCGAUUGGGAAGGAUAAUAAGAAGCCAUUAGGCACACUAGAAUUGUUGCAGAAGGUACCUCAACAUCCAGUUAAAGUUGCUUUCAAGGUUGGCUUCGGUGGCAGUUGAAUUAUAAUAGUAUAUUUUCCAUUUUACUUGUAUAUUGUGUAAGGUAAGAUUUUAGGCGUACAAUUUUUAACAUUAGUACCUAAUGAUCGUUAUAUAAAACAUGCAUUCUUAUGUAACCACCACCAAUCAACGCAUCAUCGCCCUUUUGUUGUUGAGUUGGUUUCAAUAGGUAAUCCCUCCUCUGCCCAUUGGGUUGCCAAAA